Paramecium octaurelia is the source of this 842-nucleotide messenger RNA. Lineage: Eukaryota; Ciliophora; Oligohymenophorea; Peniculida; Parameciidae. The record is from the annotation of a GenBank genome assembly.
AUGGGCAUUUGCUAAAGGAAAAGUGUAAAGGACAAUUCUUAAAAGCACACCGGAUACGAGUCAGAACAAGUUGUAGUUUUGACAUGCAUAAAGAGCCACAUCGAAUAUUUCGAUUAAAUAGAUUUAGAACUUCUUAAAUAUCCUGAUGUCUCACUGUUAUUGCGGAAACAUAUCAAAAACUAUAGAUUCAUUGAGGAGGGAAAGACUUGGGUAGUGGUAAAGGAAAUCUAAAGUUUCUUAAAUAAUAAAAUAACAAUAUUGAUUAGAAAUUUCAAUCCUGAAACUGAUGCUGCCUUGUAAUUGAUAUAGAUUUUUACGAAAUUGGUAUCUUCAACCUAAAAGUUAUUGGAAUCUUCUGUUAAUUUUAACGAAACAAAGGUUGAAUUAUUUUAAUCAUUCCAAAAUUAAUUGGUUUAAGUAAAUGAAAAUAAUAAUUUUAGACUUCUAUAGAAUGCCUAAUUAUUGUAAAUACAUUAAUUUCAAAAAAAUUAUAAUGGUGGAAUGAUGAAUAUUUUUAAUGGAGGCAGAAUCAUUUAAUGUAGACGUUUCUCAUUAAAAAAAUCGAUAAAAGUAAUAAAGAGAUUAUAGGAUCCAUAUAUGACUUUAUAUAAUUGUUAAUAGAAUGUAUAAAAAACUUGGGAGAUCUUGAGGGAUCUCAAAAUGCAUAAGAAACAGAUUUUAAAGCUUAAUAAGACUUUUUAGAUUAAUUUUACAGCUAAAUGAGAAUAGGGUUGAUAUAGAAUUCAUUUAUUUCAAGUAGUAUUUCAAAUGAAAUAAUUCCAGAUUAAAUUUAGGUUCAUUAAAUUGUGAAAGCGUAUGCCUUAAUAAUUAAUAAAAAAUGA